GUCUUGUCAUUCAUAUGCGAGCACGUUCGACGACACGAAGGAAUGCCCGCAGAACCGAACAGCACCCUCACCCAGCCCGCAAUCUAACGCCCUCGCGCGCUCGGCCGGCCAGACAGCUUCACCUCCCGUGCCCGAGACCGUAGUUGAGUCCGCCUGCCACUGCGUGUGUGCCCGCCGCCGCCAUGACGCUCGUUGCCGCCAACUCGUCGCCCGCCGCGGCUCGCAAGUCCGGGUCUGCGCCGGAAAAGAAGUACAAGUGUCAGUUCUGCAAUCGCGCCUUCAGCAGGAGCGAGCAUCGCAGCCGGCACGAACGAUCGCACACCAAGGAACGUCCGUUCAAAUGCCACAAAUGCCGCAGCACCUUCGUGCGCCGCGACCUGCUGCUGCGACACGACCGCACCGUCCACGCCAAAGAUGGCGGCGUGCCCCUCACCAGCGAAGUCAAGCGCCGCGCCAACACGAAGGCGCCCGAGGUCGCGCUGCCGGGCCCCUCCAAGGCGUCGAUGCCCAUGGACACGGCCACGCUCGAGCAGAUCGAGGCCAGCAGCGAUGAGAUGGUUGACAUCGAGACGGCCGCCAUGCUGAUGAAUGACUUCCGCCAGAAGGCGAUGGCAAGCCAGGAGCCAGAGAUCGCCACCGAGGCGCCCGACACCGUCAUCUCGCCGAACGGCCCGUCGCUGCUGGAGCCGCCCGUGGCCUAUACCGCGCCGGGACAGAUGUCGCUGCCGCAGAUGCCCUGGGGCGACUCAAUGGUCCCGCACACCGUCGGCGAGUCCAAGACACACUCCAUGGCAGCCGCUCCACAGGAUACGCAUCCCGCGUUCAACAGCGCCAGCGCCCUCAGCUCGCAUCCGCAUCAGCUGCCCCCUCUAAUGGAACGCUCAAUGUCGGGGAGCGAUUCGUUGGGGCCCAACUUUCAGUCGAUGAACAGCUCUGUGCCCGGGAAUGGCCUCGGUACGCCUGGUGCUCUCUCGCCGUACCCUUCCAUGCUCGGUCCCGUCUCGCCCGUCGACUAUCGUAGGUCCCCAGGUCCUAGCCAGGCUCUGACGAUGACGAAAGCGCCUCAGGUAGAGUCGGAUGAGCAGUGCGCGAAGAUCUACGAGAACAUCAAGCAGUACGACAGCGAGAACGCUCUUCUGGACACCUUUCAUCUGCCGAGCCUCAACACCCUGAACCGGCUGCUCAAGACGUACUUUGACCUGUUCCAUCACCACCUGCCGUUCCUGCAUCCCGCGACAUUCCAGCCAACCGAAGUGUCUGCGCCGCUGCUCCUAGCCGUCCUCUCGAUCGGUGCUCUGUACAUUUUCGACCAAGACCAAGCAUACAUGCUUCACAUUGGCUCAAAGGUCCUCGUCAACCAGUUUCUACAGAAUAAGGAGAACUUCAGCUCGAGAAAGUGCCCGCUGUGGACCAUGCAGGGCACGCUGUUGAACAUGAUCUUCGCCAGCUGGAGCGGCGAUCCUAAGGGGCUCGAGUGGGCUUGUUCCAUUAAGAGUCUUCUGGCUAACAUGGUUGCCGGGAACCGGUACGAGCUCAAGCUCCGCUCCGAAGCACGCGAAGGUGCUCAGCCUAGCCACGAGGAGUGGGUCGUCGAUGAGCAGUGCCGACGAACCUACUACGCAGUUUACAUUUUCUUUGGGCUACUCACUCUGACGUACAACCACACGCCAGCGAUGGGGUUCAACGAGUUUGACACACUUGAGCUGCCGUCAUCAGAGUCUCUGUGGACGAUGGAUGUAUCGGAUGAAGAGUCGUGGCGUGAAAGCCUGGCUGCUUCCAAAAUCAUCACCUUCCGGCAAGCACACGACAACCUCUUCCAGGGCGACCCGGCUCGCUACAGUGCGUUCGCAACUCGCGUCAUGAUCAAUGCUCUCUUCCUCGAGGUCUGGUACCACAAGCGGAGUCCGGAGGCGCUGCAGGAUGUGGUGACCGAGUACAAGCUUAGGCUCGCUUUGGAGACCUGGGAGAAGUCGCUUGAGCUAUGCGAGCCCGAGACUGUCGUGGUCCAGCUCAGCGCGCCACACAAAGGCCACCCGCUGAUCUUUAACGCCAUGGCCAUGUACAGGAAUACCAGGGCGCGCCUCGUCGUAGAUCUCAAGUCCAUUCAGGAAGCUCUGCGCUACCACGAUUCGUAUGAAGUCGCCGCCGCGAUGACCAACGCUCGCGACAAGGUCCAGCGAUCCCAAGAAAUGAUCAAGGUCAUCCAAGAAUGCUUCGAUUGCAUCGAAGUCGCCGCUGUGCAAGGCAUUCGCUGGGUUGCACGCACCUCCGCCACUAACUGGAGCAUUGAGCAUCCCCUUACCGGAAUGGAUCUGAUGGUCAUCCUCACCCUCUGGCUCUAUCGCCUGGAACAUGACGAAGAGCCCGCAACCGAGGAAGAACUAGCCAUGUAUAACAAGCUCCGCAACCUGUUCGACGAUGACUCUGUGGAUGUGUAUGGAGCAAAGCUGAGCUCCACAGUAGCACGUCUUUGGGGAAGCAUGAUCGAUGAGGUUGUAGUUUGGGGCAUCACCAAGCUUAUGGGCGAAGCCUUCAAGCUGCAUUCUCAGGCUCUCGUGGGCUACGAAGACGCCAUGUCAUCUCGCUCGGGCUCCGCCACACCGUCAAUGGCUGCUAGCGGCGUCCAAGUACUAGAGAUGCAAAUGGCGUACUAGAGCGCUGUAACACAGCGACCGCUUGCUUGACGACUUUCACGAUCUUCCUUUCUUGUCUCCACUUCACACUAGACUGGGCCUUUCGUCUCUCGUCAUCUCUCUGCAUCGGGGAGCAUGGCCAGGAGUUCGGAGUGUUCCCUUUUCGUUUCUGCUGCAUAUCGGGUGCGGUAAUCUCUUCC
Messenger RNA from Trematosphaeria pertusa, 2833 nucleotides. RefSeq lists its product as uncharacterized. Gene Ontology annotation, biological process: DNA-templated transcription; regulation of transcription by RNA polymerase II. The coding region runs from base 183 to 2654 and encodes 823 amino acids. Gene Ontology annotation, molecular function: DNA-binding transcription factor activity, RNA polymerase II-specific; RNA polymerase II cis-regulatory region sequence-specific DNA binding; zinc ion binding. NCBI's taxonomy places the organism in Eukaryota, Fungi, Ascomycota, Dothideomycetes, Pleosporales, Trematosphaeriaceae. The record is from RefSeq and is a predicted model, not a curated record. The transcript is spliced from 3 exons. Gene Ontology annotation, cellular component: chromatin.